This is a messenger RNA of Mercenaria mercenaria, 1438 nucleotides long. RefSeq names its product interleukin-17B-like. Bases 351 to 890 code for a protein of 179 amino acids. Gene Ontology annotation, cellular component: extracellular region. The transcript is spliced from 2 exons. The record is from RefSeq and is a predicted model, not a curated record. NCBI's taxonomy places the organism in Eukaryota, Metazoa, Mollusca, Bivalvia, Venerida, Veneridae. Gene Ontology annotation, molecular function: cytokine activity.
AGUAUAUCAUUAUAAGCCAACGUUUAGGAGUAACAAUAAAUCGCCGCCUUUUAACAAUAGAUCUACUGAUUGAACAGAUAAAUGUAUUUAACAAGUAAGAGAAAACAAGAUCAAAUCGGCACGCUACGGCAUACACAGCUAGUGUCUUUAGGAGGAAGAAAGCCAUUUUAAAUGAAUUGUUUUCAAUGGUGAAUCUUUAGGGGAAAACAGUCACUUUUACUGCACAAUUUACAAGUUCCUUGAGUAAUUCUAUAUAAGUGGAUAGCAGACAUGGACUGCCUUCAAGUGUUCGUAGACCAUUCUUUUAUAAAAUUCCGCCGAAGGAAAGAUAUUUAUAAAAAUCUAGGAACAUGCGGAAGGUGAAAGUAUCUGUUUACAUAAACAAUGUGUUCACAGCUCUGUUGCUAGUCAGUAUAGCAAUUGCUAACCCAGUCUUUCCUAAUCAAGACUACUGUCAAGAACCAACGUCCUCAGAACUUACAAGUCUUCUUUCAGAGGACACACAUGAGUCAUUUGGUAUGGCAAGAUACCACACUGUUCAUUUUAGAAAUGAUAUAAGAUACUUCCAAAACGUCACCAGAACUACAUUUCCUGGGGAGUCAACAUCGUGUAAAAGAAACCAAGAUUCUUACUAUAUCAACACGGCAUCUAACUGCCCGUGGCGAUAUGUUUUAAACCAUGACACUAACAGGAGACCGGAAACCAUCAUUGAAGCAAAGUGUAAUUGUAGAAGAGGACCUUGCAUCGACGAAGUCGAAAACAGUCGUUGUGAAUCUGUAAAAUACAACAUACGGGUUCUCAGGAAGUAUGGUUGUGAGAACGGAAAAUACCAAUAUAAACGUACUAUGGAGAGAAUAACUGUUGGGUGUACAUGUGUGAUAGUAUAUUAGAAUCAGGGUCCUUUUUUUCCAAAAUGUCUUCCGUGAUACAAAGACCGGUAUGUUUUUACUAAGUCAACGUUUUAUUGAUAUAUUUUUUAUUUCGUAGUCAUUGUUGUUUUCAUUUAUUUGCUAUUAUUUUAAACAUGUGUUCCAUGAUGUUUGAAUGCCACUUUUUGGCUUUUGACUGGUUCAAUCGAAAUUUUAUUCCGUGUUAUAUAACUGUACUGUAAAUCAAUUUUUACUUCAUCGCUUCGAUUUUGAAUAUUAAUUGUUAUUCUCUUCGAAACGUUACAUGCACAUUAUAAUUAUAGAUAUAAGUUUUAUUAUAAAUUAAAUGUUUUUGUUCGUCCGUUCAUACAUAGUAAAUGUGUUCCGAUAUGUCUCAAUUAUUAUAUUAUUUAUUUAGAAAACGCAUCUGAUAAUGUUGUUCAACAUCUACUACAUCUUAUACAUGUUUGUUUAUAAGUGAAUAUAUUUUCACCCAAGUAAAUAUAUAUUCAUUCACAGCAUAAUAUGUUUACAUGUAAUCCUGAUAUUUUGUAUGUCCUGCGGAUACU